UAUUUUGAUUGUGUAUGCUAAAUCUGGUAGCAUCCAAGAUGCUAAAAGGAUCUUCGAUAGGUUGGUAAAACGUGAUGUGGUCUCUUGGAAUUCCAUGCUCACUGCAUGUGCCCAGCAUGGGCUUGGCAAGGAAGCGGUGCAAUGGUUUCAAGGAAACCUGAGGAUCGGAGCUGUGCCUAAUGACAUAACAUUCCUCUGCCUUCUUACUGCUUGUUGUCGUGCUGGACUCUUGAACCAAGGACAAUACUAUUUCAAGUUGACCAGGAAUUACAACAUAGAACCUCAGAUUUCACAUUGUGUUACUAUUGUUGAUCUUCUUGGCCAAGCUGGUCUUCUUGAUGAAAGCCAAGAGGUUUAUAAGAGAAAUGCCAAUCAAACCCACUGCAGCUGUUUGGGGAGUCUUGCUUGGUGCAUGAAGGAUGCAUAAGGGGAACUUACUCUGCUGGUCGUGUUUUUGAGCUUGAUCCCAACGAUUCAGGACCCCUUGUCUUGCUCUCUAAUAUUUAUGCCUCUGCCGGUAGAUGGAGUGAUGCUGCUAAACUGAGAAAAAUGAUGAAAGAGAGCGGGGUAAAGAAGAUGCCUGCUUGUAGUUGGAUGGAAAUUGAGAAUACAGUCCAUGCGUUCGUGGCAAAUGAUGUUACAUACCCACGAGGCCACGAUAAAGGAAAUCCAUACAAUGUAGUAGGAGAUUGGCACGAGAAUCAAGGAAAUUGGAUAUGUCCCUGACACCAGCCAUAUGCUUUUCUAUAUGGAUCAGUUGGAGAGGGAAGUAAAGUUGCAGUACCAUAUUGGCAUUUGCACAUCUCAACUCUCGUUCUGGAUCCGCAAUUCGUAUCAAGAGGAAUAUCAGAGUUUGUGGUGACUGCCAUUCAGCAAUUAAAUUUGUGUCGCAAGUGGUGAGAAGGGAAAUCAUUGUAAAAGAUACCGAUCGAUUCCUUCAUUUCUAUGAUUUGGCUCUUGUA
This is a messenger RNA of Durio zibethinus, 962 nucleotides long. Lineage: Eukaryota; Viridiplantae; Streptophyta; Magnoliopsida; Malvales; Malvaceae. The record is from RefSeq and is a predicted model, not a curated record.